AAGCUUCUUGUCUGAAGUAAGCAUUCUCCAUCGACUGACAGAGUGUCCCCACGUCGUUCGAUUACUGGGCCUAUGCACUGAUCCUGGCAAUUAUGCGAUUGUAAUGGAAUAUGUUGAAAAUGGGGAUUUGAAAAAAUGUUGUUGUCAGAGGAACGUGAACAUUGUAAAAUCAGAAAGUGGAGCUGCCGCAUCAAUAUGAGUUUGGAUAUUGCAAAAGGGAUGGACUUCUUGCACAGUCGUAGUCCUCCAAUUAUACACAGAGACUUGAAAACAUCCAAUGUGGUAGUUGAUCGCAAUUACUGCUGCAAGAUUAUUGACUUUGGAUUGUCAGCAGUGAGGGGAGUUUCGAGACAGUCAGAAGUGCAAUCUAGUAGCAGUUCGAGGGAAAUGGGGACGGUGGCAUUCACUGCUCCAGAACUAUUACUGAGAAGAGUAGAUGAAGAACACGAAACGAAGAUUGAUGUCUAUUCGUAUUCUAUCAUUUUGUGGCAAUUGAAAGGAAGGAAGCCUGUCUAUGGUUACUUAAUUCUAUUAAUGGAAUGA
Molecule: messenger RNA, 543 nt
Organism: Corticium candelabrum
Lineage: Eukaryota; Metazoa; Porifera; Homoscleromorpha; Homosclerophorida; Plakinidae
Exons: 4
Coding region: 136-543 (135 amino acids)
Biological process (GO): signal transduction; protein phosphorylation
Cellular component (GO): cytoplasm
Molecular function (GO): protein kinase activity; ATP binding
Source: RefSeq, a predicted model, not a curated record